Messenger RNA from Populus euphratica (Euphrates poplar), 616 nucleotides. RefSeq lists its product as uncharacterized. Lineage: Eukaryota; Viridiplantae; Streptophyta; Magnoliopsida; Malpighiales; Salicaceae. The coding region runs from base 492 to 599 and encodes 35 amino acids. The record is from RefSeq and is a predicted model, not a curated record. The transcript has 2 exons.
CAGAGGGGGGAGGGGGACACAAACAAAAGUGACGAUGUAACCAGUUACCGGUGGCGGAGGUCGUAAGUAGUAAAACACUCUAUUUAAAGUCAGCUUUAAUGGGGGCAACACACUUCAUUCAUUGCUUUUGUUUCGAGUGGAAAAGCAUUACAUAAAAAAAGCAUUUUGCCCUCCCCUCUCCCUCUCCGUCUCCACCCAACACCAUUAUGGAAUCCACCGAAUUUGAACCUCUCUAACUCUUCUCUCUGAUUCUCCAAUUCUGUUUUCUUCUCCUCCCCUUAUAUAUAAGCAAAUAUCUGGCAAUUAGAAGAAUCAGAGAGUGUUGCUUUCGUUUGAUUGCAGUAAAUUUCAUGGAAUACUGGAACAGAAGAACUGUUGAAAUCAAGCCCAUCUCUUUAUUUUGUGUUGUUUGAGCGCUGUGAUUAUAACAAAUUGCGUAAGAAAGAGUUUGUAAUUGGGAGCUAGGUAGGGAGAAAGGGGGUUAAGGUUUAAUGUUAGAAAUGAGAUUUUUACUACUUAAUUCGACAGGGCCACCAAUAAAACGAAGAGCAGGUUUGAGGAUAAAACAAGCCGGACGAGGGUCUUAUCGGGGCAGUUAGUGAAGGGUUAUAGGGAU